GAGCCAAAGGAGCGUCACUGAAUACGUUUAUUUGACGCAUGCGUAGUGGCAUACCGGCGACGGCAGCAGAAGCAGUGGCUUAGCGAUUUAGGGGAUUAUAAAACCUAAACUGACAGGCUACAAAAUGAGUCAGGGGAAGGAUAAUGCACGACUGAAGAGCUACAAGAACAAGUCUCUCAACACAGAUGAGAUGAGAAGAAGGAGGGAAGAGGAAGGCCUGCAGCUCAGAAAACAGAAGAAGGACGAACAACUAUUUAAAAGAAGAAAUGUUGCCACUGUGGAGGAUGAUGGUGCCCUGGAGGAUGAUGGAAUGGCAGAUAGUGGUUAUCUGGAAUCCCAGGCUAACAACAUGGACCCAUUUGGGGGUGGGGUCAUUUCUGAGGACAUGAUUCAGAUGAUUUUCUCCAGCACUCCAGAGCAGCAGCUAAUAGGCACACAACGCUUUAGAAAACUCCUUUCUAAAGAGCCCAAUCCACCUAUUGAUGAGGUCAUUGCCACUUCAGGGGUGGUGGAGCGUUUUGUUGAGUUCCUAAAAAGAAGAGAAAAUUGCACAUUGCAGUUUGAAGCUGCGUGGGUUUUGACCAACAUUGCUUCAGGCACAUCCCACCAGACUAGGGUCGUAAUCCAGGCAGGAGCUGUUCCCAUAUUCAUAGAGAUGCUCGCCUCGGAUUUUGAAGAUGUGCAAGAACAGGCAGUGUGGGCUUUGGGUAAUAUAGCAGGUGAUAGCACAGAAUGCAGAGACUUUGUCAUAGACUGCAAUAUUCUACCAUCCCUGAUCCAAUUAUUGGCUAAACAGAAUCGUUUAACAAUGAUGAGGAAUGCAGUUUGGGCACUGUCUAACCUGUGCAGAGGCAAAAAUCCUCCUCCUGACUUCUCCAAGGUGUCCCCCUGUUUGAACGUGCUUUCUUGGCUGCUGUUUGUCCAUGACACAGACAUCCUUGCUGAUGCAUGCUGGGCACUCUCCUACUUAUCUGACGGCCCAAAUGACAAAAUCCAGGCUGUUAUUGACUCAGGAGUUUGUCGCAGACUGGUGGAACUGCUGUUGCAUUCUGAUUACAAGGUGGUUUCCCCUGCUCUGAGGGCCGUUGGAAACAUCGUCACUGGAGAUGAUCUGCAGACACAGGUGAUUCUGAACUGCUCAGCCCUUCAGUCACUACUUCACCUGCUCAGCAGCCCCAAGGAAUCUAUUAAAAAAGAAGCUUGCUGGACAAUCUCUAACAUCACAGCAGGGAAUCGAGCACAGAUACAGAUGGUAAUAGAUGCAGGUUUGCUGCCACCUCUCAUUCACAUCCUUCAGGUGGCGGAGUUUCGCACGAGAAAGGAGGCAGCAUGGGCCAUUACUAAUGCCACUUCUGGAGGUUCUGGAGAUCAGAUUAGGACUCUUGUGGAACUCGGUUGUAUAAAACCUCUGUGUGAUUUGCUCACACUAAUGGAUUCCAAAAUAGUUCAAGUGGCUCUAAAUGGUCUUGAAAACAUCUUGCGACUGGGAGAAAUUGAAGCCAAAAGAGGUGGUGGAAUCAACCCUUACUGUGCCCUCCUGGAGGAGGCCUACGGCCUCGACAAGCUGGAGUUCCUCCAAGGUCACGAGAACCAGGAAAUCUACCAGAAAGCAUUUGACCUGAUUGAGCGCUACUUCAACAGUGAAGAUGAAGACCCGUCUCUGGCCCCGGCCGUGGACCUGCAGCAGCAGCAGUUCCUCUUCCAGCAGUGUGAAGCCCCGAUGGAGGGCUUCCAGCUAUAAUGUUAACCCUUCGCUCCUCCUGAGCUCCUCCGUCAUUCCCACCUAUGUUCACUUCUGUCAAUCUCUGCCCGCUGGCAAGAUCAAGGGUGGUGUUAGCUUCCAGCAGCCGCUCCUCAACGUGCUGUUAGCGAGGUGGGAUUAAUCAUAAUUGCAUUUAUUUAAAAGAGAAAAAAAAAAAGAAUUUAAGACAACAAGAGCACGCGUGUCUGCAUACGUCGGACAUGGGUCAGUUUCUAAAGAAUAAUCAGCCAGUUUGUGAAGGUUCUGCUUAUUUUUCUGUGUUGUGCCGACUUUCUUAGAAUUUGAACCUUUCAUGACCCGCUCCGGUUCCUGUAUACCCCACUAGCACAUUCUAACACCACUCAUUUCUCUUUCGAUUACUUUCCGUGCUCAUCCAAAUGGAGGAUCCCCUCCACACUUGGCGGGUUUCCUGCUUCGUUUCUGAGUUGGUUGAAGUGUUUGGGCUGCACCACUUGUCUAAAGCAUUAAUGGACUUGCAAGACAUACCUGGACGGGAUCUACGCUCUCACUCCAGCUUCACGCGCAGAGAAUAAUCUAACCUGAACACUGGACUGACCGCACCAUGUUGACCACAAGUUUGACUGUGCCCCUGGGGCGGGAUCACGGGGCUCGGCGGACCUCCCUGGAAGGCACUAAAGUGACUUCAAAGCGUGAGAUUGAAUUCCCUUCUCUCUAAUUGCGGAUGGACAAAUUAAAAACUUGACUUUCGCCAAGGAGUUAGAACUUGGCAGUAACAAAGCACACUGCUUGGAUUCCCUCCUGGAUCUCAUAUCAUUCCUCUAACCAGUAUUGGGAUACCUUCACCUGCACAGGCUCCAUUAUCGAGUUUAAACUGCCUCCUGCCUUCUGGUGUGAUGUGAAUAAACCCAUGGAACCAUGGGAAAUAGGAGUCUUCCCUUGCACUGAAACUAUUGGACGGACUUGGACGAGACGAAAACGGACUAUAUAGAAUCCUGGAUUCAGUCCAGCAGCAAACCAGCGAGAAUUUUUACUAAACCAGUUUCAUUUGCAGCACUUUAGUUCUGGCCUGUUGCUUUGCUCAUUGACAGGAAUUUCCUUUUUCGCUUUUAUUUGGAUGAUAACAUUGCUCUUCCCCUCUUCUGGAUGCAAGGGAUAAAAGGUAGUGUACUGAGGGUGCCCCCCCCUCCCCGCUCUAAACUAGCUUACACUGUUUACGCUUUCUAGUUGGGGAAUCAAGGUAACUGUGGACUAAAGCUGUCAGUAGAAAAUGUGUCACAAUCAGAGCAUCAUGCUGCCUAAACUAGACAAGAUGUAGUUGCUUAGAAAAAAAGUUGACCUGAAAAUAUUUAACUUUCUGGCACAGGUUGAGGUAGUAUUUUCUUUAUUAAUCUCAGCAAAUCAAUCUUUUUUUUUGGUACUUGGUGUGAUGCGGUCUUUAAUCAAAGGCCUUUUAUUCUUAAAUUGGGGGAUUAUUUCAUGUCACGGUGCCAUAAUUUGAUUAGAACACAAAUUCUUCCCAUAAUCCAAACAAAACAAAAUUUAAACUUGAAGAAUCUUAGUGGUCCUUAGUUAGCACAACUGAAUGUUUGUUUACCAAGUUCUCUUUAUCAUUUCAUUUAUCGAAAUAUCAGAAAGAUGUCCAAAUUAUUUUUCUGUUCAUUACUGUUGCAUUGAGUUUGUGCAUCUGUUGCCUGUUAUUCCAUUUGCAUAAAAGAUGUUUCAUG
This is a messenger RNA of Oryzias latipes (Japanese medaka), 3447 nucleotides long. RefSeq names its product karyopherin alpha 1 (importin alpha 5) (gene kpna1). Gene Ontology annotation, biological process: protein import into nucleus. Gene Ontology annotation, cellular component: cytoplasm. Lineage: Eukaryota; Metazoa; Chordata; Actinopteri; Beloniformes; Adrianichthyidae. Gene Ontology annotation, molecular function: nuclear import signal receptor activity; protein binding. The record is from RefSeq and is a predicted model, not a curated record.